GCUCAAGUUAAGACGAAGAAGAAGAAGAGGCUGACGUCAUCCACUCGGGCUUGUGAUGGCGGUUGAUUUGACUCCGAGAUUCAGGAGGUUAAACAGCCAAACAAGAAGCUUUCGGGACAAUAUACAGCAUGGUUUCUCUGGACCCUUCGGUGCCACCCAGCUGUGGCACAACAUCAUCCAGGCCCUGCAGACCCAGGUGGAGGUGCGCCGCUACAGAAAGCAUCUCCGCGUUCACGCCGAGUGCUUCACCGGCUCGGAUGCGGUGGACGCCGUCCUCAGCUACCUGAUGCAGAACGUGGUGUUCUGCACGAGCGAGGUGUCGCGCCUUAAAGCUGCCAGACUCUGCCAGGCGCUGAUGGAGGCCAAAGUGUUCGAACCUGUGGGGACCAAGCUGUUUCGGAGAGACAAGGAGGCGGCCUUCGAGGACAGUAGCUGCAGUCUGUACCGGUUUCUGGAAUACAAAGCGUUACCUAGCGCCUUGAGGGAGUGCAAUAGUGACACGGAGAACGUGUCACCAGGAGGGCCGGAGCUGAAGAGGAAGAAGAGUGUCAGGCUGAAGGAGCUGAGGAUGAUCUCCAACCCGCUUGCUGUCGGACCGUCAGACAGGAGAGUCGAGCGACUGCUGAGGACCAUCAACCUGCAGCCUUCCAUGCCUCCAUCUGUGAACACAACCCCUUCAACCUCUGCCUUCUUAUCCAAAGCAGUGGUAGACGAGGUCUGGAAGCAGCAGACGUUGCUGCAGCUGCUGCAGAUCGUCGACCUGCCCAUGCUGGACUGCAUCCUGACGUCUCCUGCCAGAGUCCAGCCUCAGGCCUUCAGAGCUCCUCUGGCCACCCAGGACUUGGUUUUCUCUAACACAUGUCUGGAGAGAGAGCUGCCUGACGCUCUGAAUCUACCUCAGUUGGAUGGCUGGCUGUCGGCUGCAGCAGACUGCUUGGAGCUCUUCCCCGACCAGCUCAUCGUGGUUGCAGGGGAGCAGCUCAGCCAGCAAGGUGGCAGCAUCUUCUCAGAGGACGACCAGACCGAGCAGAUGGACCACCAGAAGAGAGUGCUCUUUGACACCAUCGCCAAAUACUACAGCGGGCAGGAGAAGACCCCUCUCCUCUCAGGACACCACAUGGACAUACACGCUGCUAUCCUGAACUUACUUGAAAAAGGGAAGGAGCAGGACGCCAUCAAAGCAUCUCAGUUGUGUUUUCGACUGCUGGAGACGAGCGUGAGGGAUGAACUCAGGAGGCUGCUGGCUUUUAUGGCCACAGCAGCUCAUCCAGAUGGUUGUCGACUUCAGAAACAAAUCGACAACAGAGCUCUAGUCUGCCGCUCCUUUCAGAAAGCGAUCGUCCAGAAUCCUGAGCUGACUCGACCCCAGAGUGAAACCCUGAUGCUGUUCCUCAUGGAAAACUGCACCCAGAUCUUCAAGACUCCUGCAUCCCUCACUGAAGCUGUAAGAGGGACGCUCAGGACCAUGCGGCAGGGGAAAGACCCAGACUCAAUUGCCACGUUCACGUUCUGCCAGCAGGUGACGCCACGCGAGUACGAGGACCAGCGAGAGGCAGCCACCCUGGACAGCCUCAAACAGCUCCUCCACGACAUCUCGUCCAGCACCACCUUAUCUGUGAAGGAGAGGAAGAGGCUGCUCAAGGAGUUUGAGAAACAUCAUCCUGUCGUCUUCCUCCAACACUUCUCCAGCACCUUCUGAAGCUUACAAUCAGGGGGAGUAGAUCAAAGUUACAAGAAAUAACGCACUACUGCUAUCGAGUAUCGACCAAUCAGAGUCAAGCAUUUAACCCAGCUGGGUAAUAAUAAAUAGGAAACACAGUGCUUUAUAAGAGGCUGCAGGAGGUGGAUUAUAUUUUUGAAUUGAUCGUUCUUUGUAUUGUCCUGCAGCACAGAGAGAAUUAUCCAUCCUACAAACAUAAUGUGGUGACACAUUGUAAGAUGAACUGUUUGUUUGUUUGUUUGUUUGUUUGUUUGUUCAGGCUCAGUUAGAAAUGUGCGUGUUUUUGCACUUUUAAUGAAUUAUCAGCUCGUUUAUGAUACUAAGUGCCUGAAACAGGCUGCCUUUGAGCUGCAGAAGCUUUAGACGUGAGGAUCAGUUAGCAUUAGUGUUAGUGAGGAAACACAUUUUUAACACUGAUUUUAUAUUAAUAAGAUAAAUAAUCUUUAAAAUGAGGCUUUAACACUGAGAGAGGGAGUGUGUGUUUAUUUUAAAAACACCAAAAAUUAAAAACAGCCAUAAAGAAAGAUGUUACUGACAAGUGAGCAGCUUGUGGAUACUGGAGGUACGUCUUUACGGUGUGGGUACUGUGUUUGGAUGAAGCCUUCUUUAAUUUAUGAUGAGAGAAUUCAGACAUGGAAGUUUUAUUUUUUUAAUGAUGCCGUGCACUUCGAUCAGGCUUUAAUAUUUCUACUAAUGAAGAGAAAGAAAUGUAGUUUCAUGUUUUCUUGCGUUCGCCCGGUGAAAGAGAAACACUGGUCAACACUAAUGUAGCUGAAGAAGAGUUAACACAGUUUAUUACAUGUUUUUGGUCAACAUGAAGUGAAAGCAGAAAGAGUACCGUCAUGUUUGAGUCUAACCACAAUUCAGGUUAACAUAUGUUUUGUAUUUUAAUCAAUGGUUGAAGUUUUCUUUUAGUGCCAAUAUUUUAACCUUUUAUGAUUUUACUUGAAGUUCAGUUUGAGGACUUAAUUUAACUUUACUUUAGGAUACUAAUUGAAGUUUCAAUGCUGGAUGAUUAUGUAAGGGUAAUCUACUGUCCAAUCUGUGAGUCAGCAUCUUUUGUUCUUUACAUACUGGAAUCAUGUGAGAAUGCACUUUAGGAUGCUGAGACAUGCCGCCAUGUUUUCUACUGGAAUAACAAAUCUAAUAAAAAGUUCUCUGAAGCUAGA
Molecule: messenger RNA, 2889 nt
Organism: Notolabrus celidotus (New Zealand spotty)
Lineage: Eukaryota; Metazoa; Chordata; Actinopteri; Labriformes; Labridae
Gene: depdc4
Product: DEP domain containing 4
Exons: 9
Coding region: 56-1699 (547 amino acids)
Biological process (GO): intracellular signal transduction
Source: RefSeq, a predicted model, not a curated record